GGUUGUUUUGGAUUUCUUUGGACCACGUGGAGGCAAGAGCUAACUUUCUUGUGGCUCGGCUUUAGCUGCACAGUGUCCUCUGCACGGCAAGUGAACGCAACGAGCCGCUUUCCUCCUCCGUCUACCCGGUGUUUACAGAGAUGUCAGCGGGAGGUCAGACCACCAGGAGCCGGGAAAUCCCGGCCGUCAGACGGGUCGCCAUCCACGAUGCAGCUCACAUGCCCCAGGACUACUCCACGACGCCCGGAGGCACUCUGUUCAGCACCACGCCAGGAGGUACCAGAAUCAUCUACGACAGGAAGUUCCUGCUGCAGUGUCGGACGUCUCCUCUGACUCGUACGCCUCCCAACCUACCUGACAUCCCAGGAGUCACCAGGCCGCUCAAACCCAAUGACUCCACAGACACAAGCCAGCCCGAACCUAAUAAUAACACUGACCACAGCCUGCACACGGAAGAGAGCGCAGGAGAAGAUGCCCAGUUUGAAAUGGACAUCUGAAGGGAAUCAGCUUCAAGGAUAAAAAUAAUUCUUAACAUGUUCCUUGUUUUUGUUUACUGGGAUAAAUCAGUUGAAAUGAGAAGCUUUGUCUUACUAAGCUGUGUAGCCUUCUUUCAGAUUUUUUUCUGAAAACAAAUCUUUUUUUUUUCUUUUUUUUUUUGUAAAACCUAAUAUGUGUUAAAAUGUUGUGCUGUUAUAAAGCAACACUAACUGAUGCCUGAAAGUGUUUUCUCACUUUGAUGGCGCCAGUCUUUGUAUGGCCUGUGACGUAUUUGACAAGCAAGUCAACAUUUAAACCAUGAAUAUUUUAUGAUUUGACUCUUCUGGUGACUUUGAAAAAGUCAUAAUAUUGUUCAGUGUGUUACAAAUAAAAGUUUCAAGUCUCAGUUG
Messenger RNA from Toxotes jaculatrix (banded archerfish), 887 nucleotides. RefSeq names its product eukaryotic translation initiation factor 4E-binding protein 1-like. Gene Ontology annotation, molecular function: eukaryotic initiation factor 4E binding. The record is from RefSeq and is a predicted model, not a curated record. Gene Ontology annotation, biological process: negative regulation of translational initiation. The transcript is spliced from 3 exons. NCBI's taxonomy places the organism in Eukaryota, Metazoa, Chordata, Actinopteri, Toxotidae. The coding region runs from base 141 to 497 and encodes 118 amino acids. Gene Ontology annotation, cellular component: cytoplasm.